AUGCCAAUAAUACCCUCAACCGGCCACCAUACCCUCAACCCAGCGACCGGCCACCAUACCCUCAACCCAGCGACCGGCCACCAUACCCUCAACCCAGCGACCGGCCCACCAUACCUCACAGCGACCGGCCACCAUACCCUCAACCCAGCGACCGGCCACCAUACCUCAACAGCGACCCGGCCACCAUUCCUCAACCAGCGACCGCCACCCAUAUCCCUCGACCCACGACCGGCACUACCAUCCCUCAAACCCAAGUCGACGUGCCACCUACCCUCAACCCCAGCGACCGGCCACCCAUCACCCCAAUCCCAGCGACCGCGCCACCAUACCCUCUACCAGCUGUACCGGCACCAUACCCUCAAUACCAGUCGGAACCGCCACCAUACCCUCAACCCACGCGACCGGCCACCAAUACCCUCAACCCAGCACCGGCCACCAUACCCUCUUUCCAAAAAAACCCCCAAGGCCGACAAUGCCGCAUCCACCAACCUCACACCCAGCUACCGGCCACAUCACUCUCAUAACGCGCACCGGCCUACCUACCCUCGACCAAGCGACCGUGCCACCAUUUACCCUGACCAGUCGACCUCGCCAACCGCAUACCCUCAACCACGACCGCCACCAUACCCUAUAUCCAGCGACUUCACCUACUACUCAACCCAGCGACCGGCCACCAACCCCUCAACCAUGCGACCCGCACCAUGCCCUCAACCCAGUCAGCACCUGCCCCACCAUUACCCUCGAUCCCAGCGACUCGCUACAUACCCUCAACCCAGCGACCCGGCCACCAUACCCUCAACAGCCGACCUGGCCACCAUUACCCUUCAACCCAGCGAUCCGGUCCACCAUACCCUCAACCUAAACAGCACCGAAAUAUCCACACGAUCAAGUCAAUUCAAUGCAAAAAAAACCCUCAACCGGCCACCAUACCCUCAACCCCAGCGACCGGCCACCAUACCCUCAACCCAGCGACCGGCCACAACCAUACCAACUAGCGACCGGCCACCAUACCUCGACCCAGCGACCGGCACCAUCAACCCAGCGACCGGCCACCAUACCCUCAACCAGCGACCGGCCACCAUGUCAACCCAAGCGACCGGCCACCAUACCCUCACCCAGACCGGCACCAUACCCUCGACCCAGCGACCACCAUACCCAACCCAGCGACCGGCCACCAUACCCUCAACCCAGCGACCGGGCCACCCAUACCUCACCCCAGCGACCGGCCACCAUACCCUCAACCCAGCCGGCACCAUACCCUCAACCAGCGACCGGCCACCAUACCCUCAACCCAGCGACCGGCCACCAUACCUCAACCAGCGACCGGCCACCAUACCCUCAACCAGCGACCGCCACCAUACCCUCAACCCAGCGACCACCAUACCCUCACCCAGCGACCGGCCACCAUACCCCUCGAAACCGGCCACGACGGCCACAUACCCUCAUACCCUCGACCCAGCGACCGGCCACCAUACCCUCAACCCAGCGACGACCGGACCGGCCACCAUACCCUCGACCCAGCGACCGGCCACCAUACCCUCAACCCGACCGGCCACCAUACCCUCAACCCAGCGACGGCCACCAUACCCUCAACCCAGCGGCCACCAUACCUCAACCAGCGACCGGCCACCAUACCCUCGACCCAGCCCAGCGACGGCCACCAUACCCUCACCCGACCAGCGACCGGCCGCCUACCAUACCCGCCUCCCACUUAAGCGCAGUAAUGAAAUGUUCACACAGCGACAGAGCAACACCUACCUUGAGGCCGUGAUCAAACGCUUCCCGGAACAAAUUGCAUCAAAGUUCCAGACCUGUCGACGCUCAGCGACAGCUUAG
Messenger RNA from Penaeus vannamei (Pacific white shrimp), 1836 nucleotides. Lineage: Eukaryota; Metazoa; Arthropoda; Malacostraca; Decapoda; Penaeidae. The record is from RefSeq and is a predicted model, not a curated record.